AUGGUACGUGACGUGAUUAACUUUUGCCGCUUUGGCUACGUUCUAAUCCUUGCAAGUUUUUUCCUAAUGAUUUGGAUUUCGUUAACUGGGGCGCGUGAAAUAGAUUUAGUGCGUUAUCCUUCCUGUUAUUUUAAUUCACUGUGUGCAUGUUCAAAAAGUGGCCCCGAUUUAGGCAUAGUUAGGUGUCAAAACAUCCACUUGCCCCGAAUUCCAGAAACUGUAAAUAUCUCCAAAGUGUUUAUGCUACACCUGGAAAAUAACAAUUUGAAAGUCCUUGAGCCGUAUUUUUUGCAAAGUACAGGGUUGUAUAAAAUUGUGAUAAGCAAGAAUCCUCUAUCAUACAUUCCUGAUGAAACAUUUCUGGGGCUUGAACGGUCCUUGUGGGAAUUAGACCUGAGCCACAAUCAAUUAACACGUGUUCCAAACCGCGCAAUACGAUAUUUACGAAAACUGAGAUAUUUAAACUUGAGAGGGAACAAUAUUGCAAGGAUAUCGCCCGAAAAUUGGAGAGGACUUGAGAACUCUCUCACAACUUUGAUUCUCACUGAUAAUUACAUUACCCAUUUGCCGACCGACUCAUUCUCUGGUUUACCAAUGGUUGAGACAAUCGAUUUGAGAGGAAACAACUUGAAAGAAAUCGAUCCUUCGGUUUUCAGAGAUGGCAUGGGCCGAUUAUCUAAUCUGAUCCUAGCCGAUAACCAACUAUCCGCAAUUCCGUACCAAGCGCUCUCAUUUUUAAAAUCCUUGCGGGAAUUAGAUUUGAGUCACAAUAAAAUUAAUACGAUGCAACCGGCAGCAGACGUGGGAGUUCAAAACGUGAAUUACAAUUUCCUCUUCAAUUUGGAUUCGUUAAGACUUGACUAUAAUCAAAUAACAAUGCUGAGGGCCGCCUCCUUCCAGUACUUCAACGUCUUGAACAGGACGUACUUGGACGGCAAUCCCCUGAGCCUUGUUGAGGAAAAUGCGUUCAGACAAGCGAAAAUCAAAGAACUGUACUUGAGAGAUUGCGGUUUGACGGAAAUAUCUCCGCUGGCCUUUUCCGGCCUGGAGAAUUUUCUCGAAAUUUUGGACCUCUCGGGUAACCACAUUUCGUCGCUUUCUGACGACGUUUUCCAACGACUGGAGCUGCUGAAAACGCUGUCGCUGCGCGAAAACACUUUGAAACAAUUAAACGCCGUGCAGUCACUCAAUGGGGCCCGCUUUUCCCUUUACCAUCUCGAUUUGAGUGGAAAUGAAAAUGCCCCAGUCUCGCUCCAAGAACUGAAAAAGCUCCGCAAUUUGAGAAUCUUAUCACUGUCUCGCUUAUCUCAACCGAGUCUCUCUGCGGACGAUUUCCGCGAUUUUGGAAUCGAUUUGGAAGAACUGCACGUUACCUAUGGGGGGCUUCAAACAAUCAAAAAUAACGCGUUUAAAUACGUCCAUGCUUUGAAAAAAUUACAACUUUCUGAUAAUGUCAUUUCAAGCAUCGAAAGCAACGCUUUUGUUGAUAUUGGUGAUUCGUUACUGACGUUGAAACUAACCCAUGCUCUGUCCUCAUCGGUCCAAAAUUUUCCAAGUGACGCUAUAAAAAUUUUAAAUCGACUGGAAGAGCUCGACUUGAGCAACAACCGGCUCAGGAACGUCCCGGACAAUUCCUUCCACUUCCUGAGAAGUUUGAAAAAAGUGCACCUGCAGGACAACACCAUUGAGAUGAUCCACAGAGGGACGUUCCAGGGGGACAUUCACCGCGAUUUGACCGAAGUCUAUUUCUCGUUUAACAGCGUUCGGAACGUCCAACAACACACAUUUGCCGAUCUAAUCCAACUCGAGCAAAUUCACUUGGACGACAACCGAAUCGAAAGUCUAGAACGACGCGCUUUCAUGAACCUGAAAAGCCUGAAGCGACUGAACUUGAAAGGCAACAAAAUCGCCACAAUCGCGUACGAAACUUUCCAGAAUUUGCCCGAACUUGAGGACUUGGAUUUGGCCUACAACAGCAUCAGUAGUCUUGAUUUUAACAUUUUCGACCAAGUGGGGUCGCUGGGAAUGUUUCAUGUUAACAUGAGCCACAAUAAACUGAUCAAUUUGGUUGUUGCUCCUUCGGUGCCGUUUGAACAAGAUACAGGGCUUGGCGGCUUGCAGAACAUCAAAGUGUUGGACUUGUCGUUCAACAACAUCACGUCGGUCGCCAAACAGUUCUUCAGGCCGGUUGAAUUGUCCCUAAUGCAGCUUUACCUCGGGCAUAACAAACUUUUAAACGCCACUAAGGACCUUUUCGGGAACAUGCCCCACUUGCAAGUGCUCGAUUUGUCACACAAUUCUUUGUACGAACUGGACUUUGACACUUUCAGGAAUACGAAAAAACUUCAGUGGCUUGAUACGUCCCAUAAUCGCAUUUCCGAGAUCCCAAACGACUUGUUUCGGUUUUUGGGCAACUUGAGGAUUGUUGAUUUUUCUCAUAAUAGACUGCGAUCCCUACCUGACAAUUUAUUCAGAGAGACGGGCCUUGAACGCUUGGAUGUGUCACACAAUUUACUGGGCAAAUUACCACUUACAAGUCUUUCGCUUGCGUCGGCUCAAACUUUAAGCGAGCUGGACUUGUCCUGGAACAGCAUUUCGUCCUUAUCUCACGGUGGACAAUUAGCGCGGUUUAAAUGCCUCUCCUGGCUGGACUUGUCUUAUAAUCGGUUGGGUCAGAUCGAUGCUGGGACUUUUAAGGGCAUCCCGAGGCUGGCAAGCCUCAAUUUGGGUCACAACAGCCAACUCACCUUAGAAAUAAACGGUUUGAGCUUCCAGGGAUUGGAGUACACCCUCCUCCAUUUGAAUCUGGACAACGUUUCGUUGUCCCAGGUGCCAGCACUAUCAACGCCUAAUCUACUUUCACUAUCACUUGCUUUUAAUUCUUUACCAACUGUUGCACUUGAAGUAGCAGGGAACAUAUCAUCGCUGCGGUAUUUAAAUUUGGAUUAUAAUGACUUGAGUGCUGUUCCAAUAGUGACACACUCUUUGACCGAAUUGAGGCAUUUGUCACUCGAGGGGAAUCCCAUCACGACUUUGAGCAACACGAGUUUGCUGGGAGCCGCGAAUCAGUUGGAAGAACUCAACUUGAAAAACAUCGACUUGACGGUUUUGGAAUCGGGCGCUUUUUGCAAAAUGCAGCCUUUGAGGACACUCAAGAUUGGCGUUUACCGCAAUAUUAAAAACUUUAACAUACCGUCAAUUUUGCAAUUUAAUGAUGGACUCAAGAAUUUGGAAAUUCACGUGACUAAAGACACCGAUACUUUAGACAAUGAGAUGCGCGGGGCUUGGCCCUUGAAACUGCAAAACCUGACUUUGAGCGGAAAAGGCUUGAAGAAAAUCACGGGAAAAAUGUUUCAGGGGGUUCGAAGUCCGACUUUUCAUCUAACUGUCCGUAACACCAGCAUUAUUAAAAUCCCUUUUGACGUUUUCCGCAACAUGUUGCCAGUGAGAAACGUGAGUGUCGACGUUCGGGAUAAUAUCCUUCUGAAGAAUUUGCAAAAUCCGUCAACUGGGUCCAAACCUGGCAAGCCUAGGUCGGCGUUUUUGACCGAUUUGAAACUGAUGGGCGGAAAAUGGUCUUGCGAUUGUGAUUUGGGGUGGGUUGAAGUUUGGGAGAGGAAACGGCGGCAAUAUUUAUGCCCCAGUGUUGCUUCGAGUCUCGAUUUUGAGGAAUAUAAUUGUAGGCACACUGAUGAUGGUCUUAGGAACACGUUGUGUGCGAAUAAAAAUAACCGGAGUUUGGUUGAAGUUCUUAAGAGUGAUAUUGAGUGUGGUUGGAGUAAAGCUUCGAUGGAGAAAUUGAUGAUUUGGCUCGUUGUACUUUGCCAAAUUGUUGUAAACUUUGUUUAGGAUUAAUGCCUUAUGUGUUCGCUGUUGCACAUCCUCGACUUGAAACGAAUAAACUACUUUAGACGUGUUUUAUUUGGUAGGUACAUAAUACAUUCCCUGAGCAACUUAUCUAGUUACACUAAAAUAAUUAUGUACAUCGAAUUGAAUGAGAAAAAAUGGUAUUUACAAAAAAGCAUGUAUGUAGUUCAGUACUUUAUUGUACACUUUUAAAUAAAUUAUAAAUAAAUAUAGUACCCAAAU
Molecule: messenger RNA, 4089 nt
Organism: Tribolium castaneum (red flour beetle)
Lineage: Eukaryota; Metazoa; Arthropoda; Insecta; Coleoptera; Tenebrionidae
Gene: chp
Product: chaoptin
Exons: 13
Coding region: 1-3849 (1282 amino acids)
Cellular component (GO): extracellular matrix
Molecular function (GO): protein binding
Source: RefSeq, marked provisional